This is a messenger RNA of Stylonychia lemnae, 2613 nucleotides long. The record is from the annotation of a GenBank genome assembly. NCBI's taxonomy places the organism in Eukaryota, Ciliophora, Spirotrichea, Sporadotrichida, Oxytrichidae.
AUGGAUAGAACGAAUUCAAACACUGAAAAUCAAGAUAUUACUCUUUAAGAUAUGACUAAUCAAACCUCAGACCUCACUAUGAAUGUGGAAAAGCAAGUUACCAAGAGAAAUGGUGAAUCCUAAUUAAUGCAAGUAAAUAAAAUUAGAACUAGACUCUAAAACUUGCUUGAAGGUCUUGCACAUAAGCACAUUGACCUCGACAUCAUUUUAAAUAAAGUCAUUUCAUAUGCUUAAAAUGGCAUCAAAACUACUGAACUCGAUAAUCUAAUUGCUGAGACAUCCGCAUAUCUUAACAUCUUACAUCCAGAUUACGGAAGACUAGCAGCUAGAGUUGCUGUCACUUGUCUCCACAAAGUUACAUCUGAUAGCUUCAUGGAAACAAUUUCAACUCUUUAUAAUUACACAGAGGUCGAAAGCGGGGAUGCUGCUUUGAUCUCUCAUGAAGUGUAUGAGAUAGUUCUGUAGCAUUAAGAAAAACUUUAAGCUGCUCUUAACUAUAAACGUGAUUAUGACUACGAUUACUUCGGAUAUAAGACUCUUGAACGAGCAUAUCUUUUGAAAGUCAAUGGAAAGAUCGUUGAAAGACCCCAGCAUAUGCUUCUCAGAGUUUCAGUAGGUAUCCACAAAACUGAUAUUGAUGCUGCAAUUGAGACAUAUAACUUAAUGAGUGAUAGAUGGUUCACUCAUGCAACCCCUACUCUUUUCAACGCUGGUACCCCAAAACCAUAAAUGAGUAGCUGUUUCCUUUUAAUGAUGAAGGAUGACUCUAUUCACGGAAUAUAUGAUACUCUUAAGAACGUUGCUUUGAUUUCUAAGAGUGCUGGUGGAGUUGGACUUGCUGUUCACAAUAUCAGAGCCACAGGUAGUUACAUCAAGGGAACUAAUGGACACUCAAAUGGACUUGUUCCCAUGCUCAGAGUUUUCAAUGAAACUGCUAGAUAUGUUGACCAAGGUGGUGGAAAGAGAAAGGGUUCAUUCGCUAUCUACUUAGAGCCAUGGCAUGCUGAUGUCUUUGACUUCCUUCAACUCAGAAAGAACCAUGGAAAAGAAGAAUAAAGAGCUAGAGAUUUAUUCUUUGCUCUCUGGGUUCCAGAUCUUUUCAUGAAGAGGGUAAGAGACAACGGUGAUUGGACUCUUUUCUGUCCAAAUGAAGCCAAAGGCCUCUAUGAAGUUCACGGAGAAGAGUUUGAAGCCUUAUAUACUAAAUAUGAAUCCCAAGGUAUUGGAAGAAAGACUAUCAAGGCAAUGAAACUUUGGGAAUCAAUUAUUGAAAGUUAAAUUGAGACAGGUACUCCCUACAUGCUUUAUAAAGAUCACGCUAAUGGAAAAUCAAACCAAAAGAAUCUUGGAACAAUAAAGAGUUCUAAUCUAUGUUGUGAGAUCAUUGAAUAUACUUCUCCAGAUGAAAUUGCUGUGUGCAAUCUUGCCUCAAUAUCACUCCCUAGAUACAUAACAAAUGGAGUCUUUGAUUAUGAGAAACUUCAUAAAGUAACUUUCUAAGUUACCAAGAAUCUUAACAGAAUCAUUGAUGGCAAUUACUAUCCUUGCGAUGAGGCCAAAAACUCAAAUAUGAGACAUAGACCAAUCGGUAUCGGUGUUUAGGGACUAGCUGAUGCCCUUAUGCUUCUCAAAAUUCCAUUUGAAGAUGAGAGAGCCUAUCAGUUCAAUCAAGAAAUUUUUGAAACAAUUUAUCAUGCAUCUAUGGAAUCAAGUAUGGAACUUGCCAAAGUAGAGGGGGCUUAUCAAUCUUUCCCAGGAUCUCCAUUAAGUCAGGGUCUAUUCCAAUAUGAUCUUUGGAAUGAAAAACUUCCAACAAAUAGAUACGAUUGGGAUAAAUUGAGAGCUGAUGUCAUCAAGUUCGGUGCAAGAAAUUCACUUUUGGUUGCUCCUAUGCCAACUGCUUCAACUUCCCAAAUCUUAGGUAAUAACGAAAGUUUCGAGCCAUACACAACAAACAUCUAUACCAGAAGAGUACUUGCCGGUGAAUUCGUGUGCGUCAAUCCUCAUUUGGUUAGAGAUCUCAUCAAUAUUAACUUAUGGAAUGAUGAGGUCCGUAAUCAGUUGGUGGCUCACAAUGGUAGUGUAUAACAGAUUAAAGAAAUCCCUCAAGAAUUGAAAAAUCUCUACAAAACUAUUUGGGAAAUUUCAUAAAAGCAGCUCAUUAAUUUGGCCAGAGCUAGAGCACCUUUCAUCUGUCAAAGUUAGAGCUUAAACAUAUAUAUGGCUGAAGCUACCUUUACCAAACUUAGUAGUGCUCAUUUCUAUGCUUGGCAAUAGGGACUAAAAACUGGUCAAUAUUAUCUUAGAACAAGACCAGCCAGAGAUGCCAUUAAGUUCACCUUGAACGUUGAAUCUCUAAUGAAAUGCUCUGAUGGUAAGGGAGCUAUGUUCGAUCAUAUGAACACAAAAAAUCUUACCGCAAGUGAAAUGGAAUAAUAGAAGAAAAAGAAGAGAAAGAUUAACGAUAUUUCAAACACAAUUACAAAUACAGCUGAGACUGUUAAGGAAAUUGAAUUCAAGCAGCCAGCACCAGUAAAGAAAACAGCUCAAGAAAUAAAGGAGUGCCCAUUCAAUCCAUUUGGAGAUGAUUCAUGCGAUAUGUGCGGAUCUUGA